Messenger RNA from Galendromus occidentalis (western predatory mite), 810 nucleotides. RefSeq names its product homeobox protein XENK-2-like. NCBI's taxonomy places the organism in Eukaryota, Metazoa, Arthropoda, Arachnida, Mesostigmata, Phytoseiidae. Gene Ontology annotation, molecular function: DNA-binding transcription factor activity, RNA polymerase II-specific; RNA polymerase II cis-regulatory region sequence-specific DNA binding. Gene Ontology annotation, cellular component: nucleus. The coding region runs from base 1 to 810 and encodes 269 amino acids. The record is from RefSeq and is a predicted model, not a curated record. Gene Ontology annotation, biological process: regulation of transcription by RNA polymerase II; cell differentiation. The transcript is spliced from 3 exons.
AUGUCCUCAAUGAAAUUAGAGCCGCAACCCACUCAGCAAUCGUCUCCGUUCCUCGUUCCGGGUCUUAUAUCUGGAGCUCCCGUGGAGCCAGCGUUCGACAUGAACUCUUCGCCAGCACCGAUUUCUGCCGCUACCAACUACUGCCCACCGCCUUUCAACGGUAUGCAGGGAACGCCGGGCGGCUACUCUCCCGAAGGGAUCUACCAAACGAGCAAUCAGCAUCCGUCAUGGUACACCACGACUCCUUCGCCGGAUCCUCGUUUUGCCAUAUCCCGGCUCAUGAGCUCGUCGUCGGGGCCUUCGAUCCCCUCGUCAUCGGGAGGGCCCCUCCAGUUCCCCCUCAGUCAGCAACGUCGCAAGCGAAGGAUUCUAUUCACUCAAGCGCAGGUCUAUGAGCUCGAACGUCGCUUCAAACAACAGAAAUACCUAUCGGCGCCCGAGAGGGAGCACCUCGCCAACCUCAUACAUCUCACGCCGACCCAAGUCAAGAUCUGGUUCCAAAACCAUCGCUACAAGUGCAAACGCCAAGCCAAGGAAAAGGCAAUGUCCGAAUCUCACUCGCCGCGCAAGGUCGCCGUUCCCGUACUUGUUAAGGAUGGCAAACCAUGUUCGCCGGACAUGAUGCACGACUCAUCGUCGCCGGACAACAUCCACCAACAGAUGAUGUCCUGCUACCCCCACGACCCGCAGGCCCAUCUGCAUUCUCAGCUCCUGCACCAUCAGCAGGUCCAGUACUCUCAUCCGCAACAAGACGGUCACGGACAUCUCACAGCGAAUCCCUAUCUACAUCUACAAGGGAGAACGUGGUAG